Ilex paraguariensis (yerba mate) is the source of this 354-nucleotide messenger RNA. NCBI's taxonomy places the organism in Eukaryota, Viridiplantae, Streptophyta, Magnoliopsida, Aquifoliales, Aquifoliaceae. The record is from the annotation of a GenBank genome assembly.
AUGGUGGGCCUACUGAACGAUUGCUUGGUGAACCCAGUCGGAGCAGUACAAUUGAUGUUGGAGAAGGCGGUGGCCUCAGGCAAAGAUCCGGCUGGCAAAGAUUGGGCCACCAUUGAUCUCUUUCGCGAGUUCCUUUUUGACAAUGGCAGUCUUUCUCAGGAUGGAGCAGCAUGGAGAAUCAACAAGUUUGUAGAUGUUCCCCAAUUUCUCAUGGGUUCUUCAUCUGAUAUGCGGAUUUGGGAGCGGCAUUUGCUUUAUUGUGUUCCUGUUCCGGGGCAGAAUUCAUGGACUCAAACUUCUUUUGAAGCUAUGAGAAAUCCAUAUUCCAAUAUAUUGUAUCUCCAUAUGGAGUGA